Molecule: messenger RNA, 1811 nt
Organism: Podarcis lilfordi (Lilford's wall lizard)
Lineage: Eukaryota; Metazoa; Chordata; Lepidosauria; Squamata; Lacertidae
Source: the annotation of a GenBank genome assembly
AUGACCUUGGGUGCUGUCUCCAAUGUGGUGGCUUUGGCUAUCCUGGUGCAGUCUUACACCCGCUUCCGGCGCCGUUCCAAGGCCACCUUUCUGCUGUACGCUAGCAGCCUGGUUAUCACCGACCUUGCAGGCCACGUCAUUCCAGGCUCCUUCGUGCUGCGUCUUUAUGCCACACAGAGCAACUGGGAAAAGAUGGACCCUUCCAAAUCCCUCUGCCAGUUCUUUGGAGCCUCAAUGGUAUUCUUCGGACUGUGCCCGCUCUUCCUGGGCUGCAUCAUGGCAGUGGAGCGCUGUGUGGGCAUCACUCGUCCUUUGUUGCAUGCUUCCUUGGUGACGCCGGGCCGGACUAAACUUUCCUUGCUGGGACUGUGGGGCACUGCCCUCGCCAUUGCCCUGCUGCCUCUCUGCAGCUUCGGGAGCUAUGUCGUCCAGGCCCAAGGCACCUGGUGCUUCAUCAAGGUGCGAGAGGCAGAAGCUUGGCCUGACGUGGGCUUUGCCCUGCUCUUCUCCACACUGGGCUUGGCCUCGCUGGUGGCCUCCCUCUUUUGCAACACCUUCAGUGGACUCAACCUGGUGCGGGCUCGGCUCCGCAGUCAGCGCAAGUGUGGGCACCGGCGGGCCAAAGCCCAUGACAUUGAGAUGGUUGUGCAGCUGGUGGGGAUCAUGGUGGUUUCCUGCAUCUGCUGGAGCCCCUUACUGGUGAGUGGGGUGGGGUGGGAGGGGAGAUUAGUGGAAAUCAUAGUCCUGCUUUUGCAUCCAACUUGUCGUUGUGAGAACAGGAUCCUGGUCUAGGUGGACCAUUGGGACCAUCUUAAAUGCUGGAAUGUCUAAGAGGCAGCUGGGAGGGAGGAGUAGCAGCAAUAGAAUGAAAGUAGGACUUUCGUGUGCUGGUGAGCAUCAGUGAAGUCUCCAGCAUGGGUGGAUAGAAUCUUGCAGGGGGCGUGCAGCGCCUUGAUGAGGAACGGGAUUUAGUUUGCCCAAACUGCAUGGCAGUGGCGUGUUGGACAGGGGACUUUUCCAGCCCUAUUUAAAGAUAGCAGAGGUUGAGCUUGGAACCUUUCACAUCUAAAGCUAUGACCCUUCACCAAAGUUCUAACGGCACUGAUGUUUGCACUGAAGUAAUGUGACUGUGAUCCACAGAGGUGCCUUCCUGGGGAAAAUUAUAAUUGGAAGAUUUCUGGAGGUCAAUACCACCAGGAGGCCAAAGCAUCAGCUAAUCAAACUAUUAUGGUGCAUGGGCCUCCAUGAAGCAGAUUUGGUAGGUCCUUUCUUCUCUUAAAGUCCAGGCAGCAAACUAAGCAGCUGUCCCCUUAAUGAGUCUAUGGAGACUGGGAAGCUCUUAUCAGGGAACAAAUGUAGGCAGGUUGAGUGAGGAUGGUGCAAUGACUAUACUGACAGUUUGGUGUGUGCAUAGUUCCUAUUUCUCUGUUUCCAAUUUUCGUUAGGAUCACUGAGAGAGUAAGUUAAAAGGCCGCAGCAGAAUUACUGUCCUCUUAACUGCUAUUCUUGCCUCUUUCUGUUCCCAGGUCUUUGUCAUCUUGUCAGUGACCAACUCCCAUGGAGACCUUAAUUAUAAGGAGCUGCUAUUCCUGGGUGUGCGACUAGCCUCCUGGAACCAGAUCCUAGACCCCUGGGUAUAUAUCCUGCUUCGGCGUGCUGUGCUACGCAAGCUGCUUGCUCUAGUUAUUCGGCGCCCUUAUUUCAAGGGAGUCCGCUUUGACCGCUGGGAAGCCAGCUCCUUCCAAAGCUCUGAGCGCAGUAUAGGGCUGGCGGGAGCAAGCAGGAGAACCUCUACUCUGAAGACCCCCUAA